GACUACAUCGCCCUAACAGAGACCUUUGCCGAGGGCCUCUACACAGAGCUGGACUUCCGGAACGAGGCCUUGAACGCGCUGCGCAUGGAAGAGCUGCUUAAGGAGAGCUUAGAGCCCGAGGCUCUGGACAGGAUCGUGAUCCCCGGACCGCUUAUGUCCCUGACGAAGCGCCGCGUGAUGCUCUCGAAGUGGGUGAACGGCGUGAAGUUGAGCACCCUGCCGCAGCAGGAGAUCAGGGAGUUGAUCUCCGUGGGGCAGGAAGUCUUCCUGACGCAGCUUCUGGACAUCGGCUUCUUCCAUGGCGACCCCCAUCCUGGCAACCUGCUGAAGAUCACGGAAGGCCCAGAUGCAGGGAAGCUUUGCCUCCUGGACUUUGGACUCGUCGCCCAGGUGCCUCGUGAGGAUCGGGAGCUCAUCAUCUCCGCUGUGGUGCACCUGGGAACGCAGAACUGGGAGGCUCUGAUCGCCGACUUCCAGCAGCUCCGGUUUCUGGCUGAAGAUGUGGACCAGGCGGCCUUGGUGCCGAUCCUCCAGCGUGUUCUGGGGCCCUACUUGAAAGGCGGCGGCGCGCAGGCGUUCAAGAAUGCCAACUUCCAGGCGUUGACACAGGACCUCUUGAAGGUGAACCUCGAGGUGAAGUUCUCCAUCCCACCCUACGUGUCGCUGCUGGCGCGCUCCGUGGCGACCCUGGAGGGCGUCGCUCUGCAGGGGGAUCCCCAGUACCAGAUCGUCGCGAUGGCCUACCCCUUCGUGGUGCGCCGGCUUCUGCAGAACUCCAACCGCCGCUCCUUCGCCGCUCUUCGC
Messenger RNA from Symbiodinium sp. CCMP2456, 804 nucleotides. Lineage: Eukaryota; Dinophyceae; Suessiales; Symbiodiniaceae. The record is from the annotation of a GenBank genome assembly.